AAACUUUUUGAUGUCAACCUAAUAUGGAACUGAAAAUGUCUAAGAAGGUUCUUCCCGAUAGUUAUCCCACAACUGUUAAAAAGCUUUUAUCUACUGGGAUUUUAGAAAGAGGUCGGGUCAAGUAUGUUACUACUUCAUAGGAGAGAGAGCUUCCUGGAAUUGUAAAAGGCUGUGGAUAUUUGUGUGGCUGCUCAUUAUGCUUUUUUUUUCCAAGAUACUCAGUGCCUAUGAGUUUGAGUUGCAUGCUGGUGGCAAAACUAGACACCCGAGUAACCACAUAUACUUGGAGAAUGGGAAGCCAAUAUAUAGUGUAAUCCAAGAACUCAAGACUGCACCACAUAGUGUCAAUGAAGAGUCUUUCCAGGCUUGGAAAGAAAGUCUCCAAGAAAACAGUCAUAUGGUUAAAACUGAGAAGAGACGUCACAUCAGUGUUCCUGGGAUGCACUUUUCUGUUGUUUAUCUAACACUAUUUAUUUAUUGGCAAAUUUUUACAACUUGUGAUGAUCUGCUAUUGAAGAAGCAAUUUUGUUACAUUCUUGGUCAACAUCGUAUAACUUUUGUUCUCGAUGAAGAGAUGUCUGGAGAUGAUGAAUGCAGGGAGACAUUGCAAGGAAUUAACAACAAUGGCAAGUUAAGUGAAGGUUAUCUUAUGCUUGCUUGUGAUAUAGAGGUCAUGGAGCCCAAAUCUUCGGAGGAUAUUUAUAAGGACAAGUUAAUGACAGUUCCAUCUGAAGCUUCAAGUGGUGGUUCUUCAGGAAAUUGGGUCUUUAAGAAUAAAGCACAUGGAAAAGCCAGUGCUGCAGCAAGUUUGAUCCGUAGUAAAUUCUCUCGUGUCCUUGAAGAUAAGAAAAUGCCUUUGGAUGUGAUUGUAUUUACUGCAAUUUCAUUGGGUUUGGUGUAUGUUGGUUCCUGUGAUGAAGAUAUUUCUCAGACAAUUAUAUCUGCAUUAAAACACCAAAAUUUGUCUAAAUUGGGGCAGCCCCUCACUUGUCUUUUGCCUCUUGGACUCGACCUUCUAUAUCUUGGGAAGCAGAAAAGUGUAGAGGGAACUGCAGAGAUUUCAAAGACAUUAAAUACGAAAAUUAGGACGCAUUGUGACAUGAUCCUAUUUUCCUGUGCUUAUGCUGGGAUUGGGGAUGUGCUCAAGGUCCAAUACCUUCUGGGUCAGUGUGCCCAACAUCUUAAGAGGGGAGAAACCCACCAGGGACCGACUGUACUUAGAAUUGCUAUGGUAGCAAUGGCUGAAGAAUUGGGUCUUGAAAUGGUUAUUCGCUGUUAGAGCAUCUUUUACAGUAUAGAGAGCAGAAUAUCCGAAAGGCGGUUCCUUUGGCUCUUGGUCUCCUCUAUAUAUCAAACCCUAAGUCGAGCAAGAUUAUAUACUUACUUUCCAUGGGUAAUAUUGCCAAAUAAUUUAUGAUUGGAUGUUCUAACCCAGGUAAACGUUAAAGACACAUUAAGCAGACUUAGUCACGAUACAGAUAUAGAAGUAGCAAUGGCCAAGCUUCUACCAUUCUAGUUCAGUUAUGAAACAGACAAAAAACUGCAGAAGGUCGUACCAAGAAAAGGGAUAAUGACCUACAUCGAUUACUUUUCAUGCCUAAUGGACUUUUAGAUGGUGCUGAAUUGGCUCACUAUUCCAAAUGACAGAGAAUACUUGGGGGCUACAAACAAGAAAAUGGAAUAGUUUGUAGUUGUUGUCACACUGAGCUGCCGGAACAUCUAUACUUCUAGCGGACUGACGCUUCAUGAUAUAGCUCUGUCAUUGGCUAAUGGACAAAAUCUGGCUACUGGAAGCAGUGAUGAUAUGUGUGCAACAUGUGGAGCUGGAGGGGAUCUGAUUAUUUGUGAUGGAUGCCCUCUGGCUUUUCAUACAGAUGCAACCCCUUUUGAGUACGUGAUGAUAUCUCCGCAUAUCGAUAUUAGAGUUUACUAUUGAUAUUAAUAAAUAUGUUUUUUUAUUUGUAAUGUCGAUACUUUUGUUUUGUUUUCGAUACAAAAAUUUAAGUUCUUUAAUAUAAAAAAUUAUUAGUAUUGUUGGAGGAUGUUUUAUAUAUUUUUGUAAAGAAUAUUUGGUUGACAAUUGUUACAAGGUACAUAUAUUAUUCUUGGUAUA
Camellia sinensis is the source of this 2113-nucleotide messenger RNA. The record is from RefSeq and is a predicted model, not a curated record. Lineage: Eukaryota; Viridiplantae; Streptophyta; Magnoliopsida; Ericales; Theaceae.